Molecule: messenger RNA, 1949 nt
Organism: Monodelphis domestica (gray short-tailed opossum)
Lineage: Eukaryota; Metazoa; Chordata; Mammalia; Didelphimorphia; Didelphidae
Product: protein CASP-like
Source: RefSeq, a predicted model, not a curated record
AUCACUGCGAUGAUAUCGGCCAACACUGUACACAAGAUCCAGCAAGGACUUCCUCCUCUUUUCUCUCUUCCUAGGGGCGCCUGAUUCUCUCCAACAAGAUGGCCCGAACCAUUGGCUUCUUUUACACACUCUUCCUGCAUUGCCUGGUCUUCUUGGUGCUCUACAAGACAGCAUGGAGCGAGAGCAUAGAGAGAGACUGUGCAGCCUACUGUGCUAAGAAAUAUGCCGACCACUUGCACAAGUUCCAUGAGAAUGGAGACAAUGGCGGACAUGUGGCAGUAGCGGGAGGGAGCUCCCGACCCCCAGUCCCAGCGGCUGGCCCAGGCUUCUCCACCUCCCUCCCCCGUGGGUUGCACGUGCAGUUUCCCCCAUGCCCGUCCCUCCUGGCUUAGUCUCCCAUAGGAAAACCCCACCCCAAGUGGAAAGCAGCCGUCCCCUCCCUGGCCCUCCCCAGUGUCUUCCUGCCCUCUCUGGAGUCCCAGGACCAGCUCAGACCCUUCUCCUUCCAUGAGCCUCCCAGUCUGGCAGAGGCCGGGAGCAGAGAGCUCCCAAGCCUCGGAGCUCUGACCCAGGGCGUUGCUCUCCCAAGAAUCCUGGUGGCGCGGGGGCGGUUCCAGUGUAGCCCGGCCUCGCUGUGGGGCAGGCGGCCCCCUCGAGUGCCCCCCCCCUCCGGCCCCUGGCAGCAUCGGGGCUUGCCCGGGACUUGUCUCUGCGCUCGGCCAGAGAACAGGGUGCCCUUCAGCCCCAGCAGGCCUGCAGAGGGCUCGGUAACGCUUCCUGCUGGACUGCUGAUUGAGUUACUGUCCGAUUCUGUCUGGGCCUUAAUCUAAUGGACAUUUCCUGGGCCUCCCGGAGGCCCUCAGCUGGGGUGAGCCAGGAGCAAUGGGCCCGCCGCCCCCUCCACCAUGGGGCCUCCCCCUCCUGGGGCCGAGCCAAGUAGGCGAGGGAAGACCCUUUGGGGUUUGGUUGUCUGGGAGACAACAGCGAGCCUCCAGGCCCCAGAACCAAUCUCUGCCAGCAAACCCCAGGAGAGGCCCCGGGAGGCCAGGGAGCGGCGGCCUCCGUCCGCCUGUGCCCUUCGGCCACGAGCAGCCUGUGGGGAAACGGAGGCCGUCUGCGAAGGACCCAGUCCUUGACGGGGCUGGAAAAGGAAGCCUGCCCGGAGGGGCUCAGAGGGCUCCAGGCUCGCUGCUUUCUGCCACCCCACGUUUUCCCUUCCUGCCUUGCUUCCCCCUCCUUCCCAUUAGCUAGCUUUGUGCUUUCCUGUAGUCAGGAAUUUGGCUUUUCAGGCAAGAAGAUGCCUCUGACAAGGAGUCCACUGCAGGGUGUGGACAAGCCCGGCUCUCCCCAGGCACGUCCUCCCCCCUCAGGCGGGUCCAGGGCCUGCCGUGAUGGGGCAGGGGGUGCCGCCUCAGGGGGGACGCCCGGUGCAGACCCCCUCCCCAGAGGAGGACAGACGGCCAUCUCAGGGCCUCCCUGCCAGGCUGGGGAAGCCCCUCGCCGUCUGCCGGCUUCCUGGAGCUCCCGGGUGCACUCCGUUGCGCGCACUGCUGCUCACAGCCCUUCCUCCUUUCUGGGUCCAUCGAGGAAGGCCUCAAACAGCUCCAUCAGCCUCCCUGGCCGGAGACGGAGGGCAGCAGAGACAUGAUGCAUGCGCACAGGCUCAGGCCAAACCAGGGAACGUCAGGGCAUCAAGCCUGAAAAUUGUUGAGCUUUAUUUUUUUUUUUGCUUUUUCGCUUCCGGGUUGGGUUGGGAAUACUCGCAGUUUGGGUGGAAUCGGGUGGGGGGUGUUUUGAUCCCGGCCGAUGAUGCCCCCCCAAUUUGGAAGGGGCAUCCGACGAGGCUUGAGAAUUUACAUGGGCUCGAUUUUAGAAUUGCUUCGCUGUUUGCAUCCAGUCCUUUCCCCCAGUAUGUGGAGAAGCCUAGAAUAAACGUAUUCAUGCAUUCA